Messenger RNA from Talaromyces stipitatus ATCC 10500, 1497 nucleotides. RefSeq lists its product as uncharacterized. Bases 1 to 1497 code for a protein of 498 amino acids. The record is from RefSeq and is a predicted model, not a curated record. The transcript is spliced from 2 exons. Lineage: Eukaryota; Fungi; Ascomycota; Eurotiomycetes; Eurotiales; Trichocomaceae.
AUGCAUCGGUCAAACUACGCUCUUCCCGGGCUAGGGAUCUCAGUCUGCACCUUUACACUCAUUCUUGCAGCAUGGCAUCUUUUCUUCUCCGGUGACAAAUGGCGUAGCAUACCCCAAAAAGUGGGAUUAGGAGAUGUCAUUCACUCAAGACCAUCUUCAGCAGCCUCUUAUUAUAUGCCGGAUGGGUCUGCACCACCAUUCAAUAUCAGUGAAUUUGUGUCUGGUAUUCCCAAGAAGCAAGGAUCGCCUUACUCCAAGACAUUGGUUAUGGCGAAAACAAAGGAGGAAAAUACUACAUGGACUGAGACGAAACUCAAUGGCUCCGGUUGGGAUGUGUCCAUAUACGUGGUCGAUGAUCCCAGAGCGCCGUUACAUCCACCGAAAAAUAAAGGACAUGAAGCCAUGGUUUAUUUGACUUAUAUCAUUGAUAACUACGAUAACUUGCCGGAUAUCAUGGCAUUCAUGCAUGCGCAUCAAUUCGCGUGGCACAAUGAAGAAAUCUUUGAAUUUGACGCAGCUGAGAUGCUGCGUCGUCUGAGUCUCGAAAGAGUCACUCGUGAAGGAUACAUGAACAUGCGUUGCUAUUGGUCACCCGGAUGUCCCAAUUGGCUCAAACCAGGCGCAAUCGAUGAGGACCUCGACAAAAAGGAAGAAAGGCUCAUAGCCAAAGCUUGGAGUGAGAUUUUUCCAAAUAUGGAUAUUCCCCAGGUUCUCGCACAACCGUGUUGUGCACAGUUUGCGCUAUCGAGAGAACGAGUACGAACGAUUCCGCGUGAGAGAUUUCUGCAUUAUCGCCAGUGGUUGAUAAAUACCGACCUGCGGGAUACGAUGUCUGGCAGGGUAUUGGAGUAUAUUUGGCAUUUGGUUUUUACUGGACAGGAGGUAUCUUGUCCAUCGCAGAACGCUUGUCUUUGCGAUGGAUUUGGGAUAUGUUUUGGUGGAGAGAAUGAAGUAAAUUAUUAUUAUCAAACACUGUGGAGGAUCCGUGACGCCAACAAUGAGCUUAAGAAAUGGCAAGAGGCAGAUGGAGCAUUGGAUGAAGAUGCUCGUAUAAGACUGAGCUUGGAUGAGUUGGCAGAUGCGCAACCGUCAGAAAACGAUAGUCAAGGUAUUUUGUUGACGGCUGAAGUUGAGGAAAAGACUGCUGAGUUGGCACGGUUGAAGAAGGAAGCAUUCAAGAGGGGUGAGGAUCCGGUAUAUCGAGCAUGGGCGGCUGGACGUCAGUCCAAGCCUGGUGAUGGCGCCUACGGACUCAGCUGCGGACAUUCAACGACUCAUAACAAUGUCAUGUUUCAUCUGGGCACUACGUUGGGCCUAGAGGAGGGAAUGUUCAAGGUCUGUGUACCGAUCUUGAUGGCGCCGGAUCUAUCAAUCAUGAAGAUAAGUCCGGUGAAGUCUCGAUCCGCUCAGCAGAACAGUCAUGGACCUUGCAUGUAUGCCACUGAAUUACAAAGCGAUGCAACCACAUCGAAUCUGCAAUGGCCGACUUGGCUCUAG